Grammomys surdaster is the source of this 2463-nucleotide messenger RNA. It is a transcript of the gene Trim56, whose product is annotated as tripartite motif containing 56. Bases 236 to 2452 code for a protein of 738 amino acids. Gene Ontology annotation, molecular function: zinc ion binding; ubiquitin-protein transferase activity. The transcript is spliced from 3 exons. Lineage: Eukaryota; Metazoa; Chordata; Mammalia; Rodentia; Muridae. The record is from RefSeq and is a predicted model, not a curated record. Gene Ontology annotation, biological process: innate immune response; positive regulation of DNA-templated transcription. Gene Ontology annotation, cellular component: nucleoplasm; chromatin.
AUUACUUUCAGUUUUGUUUCUCUUGCAGGUAGUCAACUACCGGCAGUAGCGGGAUUUCGGGGCUCCCCGCGUCCUGCUGGGAGAGUCCAAGAUCAGCUGUGGCUGGGCUCCAUACUUCCCACAGCGUUUGCAUGUUGACGUCUGGUGGGUGUCGGUAAGACACAAAGUGGAAGAAAGAAGGCUUUCCCCUGGUAUCCAGUGCCUCCCACAAGCCGCAGCCUACCAAACACCCAGCAUGAACUCCAAAAUCUCCUCCCCAACCCUGCUGGAAGCUCUGAGCAGCGAUUUCCUAGCCUGUAAAAUCUGCUUGGAGCAACUCCACACACCCAAGACUCUCCCAUGCCUACAUACCUAUUGCCAGGACUGUCUGGCCCAACUGGACAUCGGUGGCCAGGUCCGCUGCCCCGAGUGUCGGGAGAUUGUACCUAUACCCCCCGAAGGUGUGGCCGCCUUUAAGACCAACUUCUUUGUCAACGGGCUCUUGGAUCUCGUCAAGGCCAGAGCUCCUGGAGACAUCCAUUCAGGGAAGCCAACCUGCGCUCUGUGCCCUCUGGUGGGAGGCAAGAGCUCCGGGGGACCCGCCACAGCCAGGUGCUUGGACUGUGCGGAUGAUUUAUGCCAGGCCUGUGCCGAUGGGCACCGCUGCUCCCGCCAGACCCAUAAACACCGUGUCGUUGACUUGGUGGGUUACAGAGCCGGGUGGUACGACGAAGAGGCUCGCGAGCGCCAGGCAUCCCAGUGUCCCCAGCACCCAGGGGAAGCCCUCUGCUUCCUCUGUCAGCCUUGUUCUCAGUUGCUCUGCAAGGAUUGCCGCCUGGGUCCCCAUAUUGAUCACCCCUGCUUGCCCCUGGCGGAAGCCGUGCGUUCCAGGAAGCCAGGUCUUGAGGAGUUAUUGGCAGGUGUGGACAGCAAUCUGGUGGAGCUAGAGGCCACUCGGGUGGCGGAGAAGGAAGCCCUGGCCUUGCUUCGGGAGCAGGCAGCCAGUGUGGGGACGCAGGUGGAGGAGGCAGCUGAACGAAUCCUCAAGUCCCUGCUAGCCCAGAAGCAGGAAGUGUUGGGACAACUCCGGGCCCUCGUGGAGGCUGCCGAGGAGGCUACCAGGGAGAGGCUGACCAAGAUAGAGGGCCAAGAGCAGGUGGCCAAGGCCGCUGCUGCCUUCGCCCGUCGAGUGCUCAGCCUGGGGCUAGAGGCCGAGAUCCUUUCGCUGGAGGGAGCAAUCACACAGCGCCUGCGCCAGCUUCAAGACUCUCCCUGGACGUUGGGGCCCACCCGCUGUGUGCUGCCCCAUCUGGAGCUCCAUCCUGGGCUGGAGGACAAGAACUGCCACCUGCUCCGACUCUCCUUUGAGGAGCCAAAACAGUCCCAGAAGGACAAUGGGAAGGGUGGAGCCGGUGCCCAAGGAGGUGCCCAAGGAGGAGCCGAAGCUGAAGGCCAAGGGGAAGAUAGAAGCAAGAUCACGAAGCAGGGUGGAGCCCAGCCCCUGACUCCCAAAGAGGGCAAAGUCCAGAGCCCCCAAGAAGAUGACGAGGUAGUCGUUGAAAGGGGUAACAGGCCUAACAAGAAGAAAAAGUGCAAAGGCAGGGGCAAGUCCGUGUCUCGGGAGCCCAGCCCCAUCCUGAGGCCAAACCUAGAAGGUUCAGGCCCCCUCCCUCGGCCUGUUUUUUCCUGGAGUUUCCCCACCAGGAUGCCUGGGGACAAGCGCUCCCCGCGUAUCACAGGGCUCUGUCCCUACGGCCCCCAGGAGAUCUUGGUGGCAGAUGAGCAGAACAGGGUGUUGAAACGCUUCUCCCUCAAUGGGGACUACAAGGGCACAGUGCCGGUCCCCGAGGGCUGUUCCCCCUGCAGCGUGGCUGCCCUGCAGAAUGCAGUGGCUUUCUCUGCCAAUGCAAGGCUCUACCUUGUCAGUCCUGAGGGGGAAGUUCAAUGGCGCAGGUCCCUGAGCCUCACGCAGUCCAGCCACGCUGUGGCCGCAAUGCCAUGUGGAGACCGGGUGGCUGUCAGCGUGGCAGGCCACGUAGAGGUAUACAAGAAAGAAGGCAACCUGGCUACCCGGUUUAUCCCUGGAGGCAAGGCUAGUCGGGGCCAGCGGGCCCUGGUGUUCCUGACCACCAGCCCCCAGGGCAAUUUUGUAGGGUCAGAUUGGCAGCAGAACAGUGUGGUUUUCUGUGAUGGGCUGGGUCAGGUGAUCUGGGAAUACAAGGGUCCUGGGUUACAUGGCUGCCAGCCAGGGUCUGUGUCUGUGGAUAAGAAGGGCUACAUAUUUCUGACCCUUCGAGAGGUGAACAAGGUGGUGAUCCUAGAUCCCAAGGGCUCGCUUCUUGGUGACUUCCUAACCGCAUACCACGGCCUGGAAAAGCCCCGGGUAACCACCAUGGUAGAUGGCAAAUACUUAGUGGUGUCACUUAGUAAUGGGACCAUCCAUGUCUUUAGGGUCAGGUUUCCUGACAGUUAAAGGGGCUUUUG